CUCCAGGGUUGGUGACGCCGACGGUAAAGUGAGGCUCAGGAUCAAGCAGCAAUGGCUGAGAAGCGGCACGCAGAAGACACCCAAGCCCGGCGGCUCCCUGACUCCUUUAAGGAUAGCCCCAGUGCAGGCCUUGGACCUUGUGGAUGGAUUUUGGUGGCUGCCUCAUUCUUAUUCACACUUAUAACUUUCCCAAUAUCAAUAUGGAUGUGCAUAAAGAUUAUAAAAGAGUAUGAAAGAGCUAUCAUCUUUAGAUUGGGUCGCAUUUUACAAGGAGGAGCCAAAGGACCUGGUUUGUUUUUUAUUCUGCCAUGCACUGAUAGCUUCAUCAAGGUGGAUAUGAGGACCAUCUCGUUUGACAUUCCUCCUCAGGAGAUCCUCACUAAGGAUUCAGUGACAAUCAGUGUGGAUGGUGUAGUCUAUUACCGCGUUCAGAAUGCAACCCUGGCUGUGGCAAAUAUCACCAAUGCAGACUCUGCCACCCGUCUUUUGGCACAGACUACUCUCAGGAAUGUUCUGGGCACCAAGAACCUUUCUCAGAUCCUCUCUGACAGAGAAGAAAUUGCACACAACAUGCAGUGUACUCUGGAUGAUGCCACCGAUGACUGGGGAAUAAAGGUGGAGCGUGUAGAAAUUAAGGAUGUGAAGCUCCCUGUGCAGCUCCAGAGAGCUAUGGGCGAGGCAGAAGCAUCCCGGGAGGCCCGAGCCAAGGUUAUUGCAGCUGAGGGAGAAAUGAAUGCAUCCAGAGCUCUGAAAGAAGCCUCCAUUGUUAUCGCAGAGUCUCCUGCCGCCCUUCAGCUCCGGUAUCUUCAGACACUGACCACCAUUGCUGCCGAGAAAAACUCAACAAUUGUCUUCCCUCUGCCCAUAGAUAUGUUGCAAGGCAUAGUGGGGGCAAAACACUGAGCCAUGUAGGCCAGUGUAGAGAUGAGCUGUACCCUUCUAAGGAAAAAGUGGGGACCAAAUUAGCCUUCAGCUCAUAAGGAGAGAGUAGAGCAGGGAACCUUAGGUAUCCUCUCUCCCUUUCCUUUUCUAUAUGUUGAAUGUGGGGCUCCUAGAAUACAUAGAGGUCAUAAAAACAGAAGAAAGAAUUGUUAGCUUUGGGGCUUGGCGCGGGGCUAGUAGAGCAUGCUCAAGGUCCUGGGUUUAAUCUGCAGCACCACAAAAGAAAGAAAAAGGAAUUGUUAGCGUGUAAAUACUGAAAGAGAGAGAUUGGUAAUUUAUAUAUAAGAUAAUCUCUUAGUCUUUAAAAUAUUUAAGAGUUUGUAUAUUUAGAUCAUUUGGUAGUAGGUUAAAUUCUUUUGACUUCCUUUGAGUCACCCUUAAUCCUCCAUCAGCAGCCAGGCCAGGGACAAGCUGACAGCCCUGGCUGGAUAAAUGCUUUGCAGACAGUGAUGAUCUUGUGCUAUAGCCAGCUUCUCUGGGCCAUCAGUGCCUUACCUUCAGGGAAUCGUAAAGAAGGACAUUUCCCUAAUUCCCUAAUGUCCAUUUAUCUGCUAAACACAAACCAUAUUUCAAAACAAUCUUCACUAGGUGGUAGGCAUUUUCUUGCCUAAACUUGUCAGAACUAGGGAAGUGGUCAAGAUCAAUGAAAAAGAUUACCCUAACCCUUCAAAGACUUAAUUUUUUUUUUUUUUUUUACUUCUUAGAGUCUCCUUCAUGAGUAAAUGAUUCCUCUGUGGUCUGCCUUUCAAACCAGCUAAAUACUUUUCACAAAAGUGCUUUUUCUCACUUUUGCCUAUUUUCAUAUAUCAGGUAUUGAAUAGUUUCGAUUUUUAAAUAAAAUGUUCUCCAAGUUCUAUCAACAGUUCUUACGUACCCAUUUGAAUAGCUUAAGGACUAAAACACUUCUUAAAAAAAUCUUCAGAGAACCAUUAUAUUUUGCUCUUUUCAUGCUAUAAACUAUUAUACACUGUGAAAUAACCUUGUUUACUAAUCCCAUUUAAUAAGUAGUAUAAGGAAUUCAUAAAACAUUGAACAUGCCACGUCUGGCAGUCUUGGGUAGACACUGUCAAACUUAGGAUAUCUAUAUAGAUGUAAGAACUUUUGUUUGCCUGUUUGUUCUUUUUCUACCAUAUACGCUGUUGAUGCUGAAAGAGGAAGUAGUCAGCACCUUUGGACCAGUUUCUUAGUCUAUAAUAUUAGGGAAAGCCUUCCAUUUUACAAAUGCCUGUGAAUCUGAGUAACCUGACAUUCUUCCAACUGGCCUGGAAAGCUGACUGGUAACAUUUGCAACACUUCCUCUUUGAGGCUUUCAGUUCUUCUGGAGAAGUCUUAAAGUAAGUUUCUUUUCCCAGCUCCGCUCUUCCUAUCUGUCCUUAGAUGAACCAUUCUGUUAAUCCCAGUUUAUGUUUGUCCCUUCCUGUAUAUCCCAUUUCCGGGCUUAUUUUAACCCUGAACCAUCAUCUAUCUAGGUUCCUAGCUGGGUUUAUUAGAAGUUAUAGAACAUUUCAACUCAGGACUCAAGUUGCAUUUACAUUUUGAAAUUUUAAAAUAUGGUUUUGUCUGUGUUGUGAAGUGGCUCAUCUGUGACCACCGAGGCCCAGGAAACCCCGUAUCCUGGUGAAAAAUCUCUUCUCAAAGGUAGAGUGACAAUGCUCUUGGUUCUGUGAGUUUUCCUCUUCAGAUACCAAAUGGCCUGUGCUUUUCUGUCUUGUGGAUUCGUAGCCCAGCAGGCUGAAGGGAAAUCGCUUGGGAGGAAAGAGGCACAGAGGGAACUCUAGGAUGAGUGCUGGCGCAGGAUUUCCACAGAGCCUCCCUUCUGGCAAUGUACAUAAUAAAGAAUGUGCAGUGUAACUGAUUUUAUUUGGGUGAGAGUCUAUUUCUGCCUGCAUUCAUGUGUGUGGAUUUCAAUUUUCAGAAGUAUUACAACAGAUCCUCCAGUUCUGGGCUGGUUGCCUUGGCUCAGGCAUUUUCCCUGGAGAGU
This is a messenger RNA of Castor canadensis (American beaver), 2923 nucleotides long. RefSeq names its product stomatin (gene Stom). Gene Ontology annotation, cellular component: plasma membrane. The record is from RefSeq and is a predicted model, not a curated record. Lineage: Eukaryota; Metazoa; Chordata; Mammalia; Rodentia; Castoridae.